Molecule: messenger RNA, 870 nt
Organism: Aspergillus fischeri NRRL 181
Lineage: Eukaryota; Fungi; Ascomycota; Eurotiomycetes; Eurotiales; Aspergillaceae
Exons: 3
Coding region: 1-870 (289 amino acids)
Source: RefSeq, a predicted model, not a curated record
AUGCUGUUCAAAUAUCUUGUUCAUCAGCUUUCUUUGCUCUUUCUCUGCUUGUUUCCAGUCUUUGCGGCUCCGGUCAUUGAGCCUACAGACGAAACAGGGCUGGUUGCACGCACUGGCAAUACUGCCCCUGGUGGAUCGAAAGGCAAUCCCAAAGCUGCAACAUUUGACAUCACAGGAUGGGAAGACAUCGCGGAAGAGGACUGCUAUGUAAUGCUUUGUUUAAAAGAUGGAGAAAGAACUUGGCAGAGAAACCCUACAACUGGUUUGAGGGAAACCCAUUACGCGAGUUCCGGGGCAAGAGCGAAGCCUUUUAGAAAGGACAACGUCCCCAAGCGUCAUACUGGGCAGAUCAAUUCCCAGCCUGGGUCGUCAGAGACCAAUAGUGCGGAAGAGUUUCCCUGGGAGAGCACGGUCCAAGGGGGCUCCAACGCCCUGUUGCUUCCAGCCACUAGGGCACAACAACAGAGGCAAGCAGGCGCUAUUACCGCAGGCUUUCGCCGAAGUGAUAUUACUUUGGGAGAAUGGUUCAGAAUCACCUUCUCAGGCAAUCUCGGCGAAAUUUGCCGGGCGCUACACCAAGAGCCUCCUGACGACAGUAUUUGCAAGAAACCUACUGUGACGGUAUUUGGCAAGAAAGUAAACCUCAAUGACUGGGUUUGGACGAUGGCCAAGGUGGGAGGUAGCCUUGCAUAUUACCAUGCAGCUGGUAGCUCUAAGGGCAAGAUUGGAAAGCGUAUGGACUCAAUCGAGAUGCGUUUCCUUCAUUCUAAGGAGGGCAACCUCAACGAGGGCCGCGCUGAAACUUUGAUCAUGCUACACAUCUCGUUGGUGUAUAUGUAUAGCUUCUCGUCACCUUAUAGCAACAUAUGA